This is a messenger RNA of Amphimedon queenslandica, 528 nucleotides long. RefSeq names its product mitochondrial-processing peptidase subunit alpha-like. The annotation marks the transcript as partial. The transcript is spliced from 4 exons. NCBI's taxonomy places the organism in Eukaryota, Metazoa, Porifera, Demospongiae, Haplosclerida, Niphatidae. Gene Ontology annotation, cellular component: mitochondrion. The record is from RefSeq and is a predicted model, not a curated record. Gene Ontology annotation, molecular function: metal ion binding.
AUGGAAGUCGAUGUUCCUCGUGAAAGUGCUCCAAUAAUUGGUCCUAAUCCUCUCCCCGAACUCACUCAUGUUGCCGUGGCGAUGGAAAGCUCCUCCUACAGCGAAAACAACUUUUACACCUUUGCUGUCCUCAAUUCGUUAAUGGGAGGGGGCGGAUCCUUCUCUGCCGGGGGUCCUGGAAAAGGAAUGUAUACCCAGUUGUACUUGAAUGUACUAAACAAGCAUCAUUGGAUCUAUCAUGCACAAGCUAUAAACCACGCCUACUCUGAUACUGGGACAUUCUGUCUGUUUGGUAGCUCGCAUCCAUCAAUGUCUAGGAAGCUUGUUGAAGUCUUGUGUCAACAGUUUUAUAACAUGACCCAAAGUCCUAAUCCAAUUGCUGUAGCAAGAGCAAAGAAACAGCUCCAAUCAACACUACUGAUGAACCUUGAGUCAAGACUUAUCAACUUUGAAGAUAUCGGAAGGCAAGUAUUAGCUCAUUCUAAAAGAUUAUCAGCUAAACAAAUCUGUGAUAAAAUAGGUACUUCA